AUGCUCAAACUGGGCUUCAUCCCCAUCUUAGUGGUGACGCUACUGGGCUACUCCGGCCAACAACAUUCGCCCCAUUCGAUCCGCAUUGAGCGGAACACAAACUGGCCCGCCGCGGAUCACGAAUUCGCGAAGCGAUUGCCCACGUGGUCUCAGGAAAUACAACACUUUCUCAAAUCGCUUGAGAACACGCACCAACUUACCUCAUCGGACAUUCGAAUGGUGUAUGGACGUUGUGCAAGCAGUCCAAAACAUCUUGAUGCGCAUCAGGUGGAGCAUAGUGCGUAUAUCAUCAAUCAGUCGGAGUUCUGUGUGCUUCGACCUCAGAUGAAGUUACUCAUCGUGGUUCACUCACACCCAAGCAACACGCAUCGACGUCACCUAAUACGUUCCACAUGGGCGUCGAUGAGGCGGGUGGCACUGGAGCAGAUAGCGACUAUAUUUUUCCUCGGAAGAGCGACGAGUGAGGCGCAGCAGCAGAAGAUAGAGGAGGAAAACCAGCUGUUCCAGUAA
Dicrocoelium dendriticum is the source of this 510-nucleotide messenger RNA. NCBI's taxonomy places the organism in Eukaryota, Metazoa, Platyhelminthes, Trematoda, Plagiorchiida, Dicrocoeliidae. The record is from the annotation of a GenBank genome assembly.